UUUGUCAUAGUUUAAUGUGUCUGUUCAGAGGAUUCAGAAGAGGAUUCAGUUUGGUGUUCAAAAGACUCAUGCAGAAGUUUCACCAUGUCCAAAUGCUUGAAUCUUCUUCUUCUUCUGCUGAUGUUUUGUUUCUUCUAUCAAAAGGAAAUCCUGCCAGCAGGAAACUCAUCUAUAUCUGUGUCGGGAAAAAAGAGAGGAAACAUCACACUCAGAUGUGAACAUGAGGACGAUAAUAUUGUUCACGUUGAGUUGUUCACUCCAUCAAGAAACAUAUCUGUGUGUGAGACUGAAGAAUGUAGAGGACGAGUGUUUAAAGAAGGAAACUGUGACGUCGUCAUCAAGAAUCUGAUCUUCAGUGACGCUGGGAAAUACACUUUGAGAAUCUAUUACAAUAAUGAUCAGACAGAGCUGAAGCCAAAAAAGGACUGGACGUACCAUCUUCAUAUUCAUGAUGAGAUUUCUGUGAAAACAGGCGAGGAGCUAAAGAUGUCUGUUCUGUGGAUCGAUGCUGAUAAAGUGAAGACAAACUCUAGUGGAGAGUGGAAGGAGGUUUGGACGAGAGAUCACGGGGUUCAGAGCGACCGAAUGAAUGAUGAUAAUGAUGGAAACCUGAUCAUUAAAUCAUUUCUGGACAGCGAUGCAGGAACAUACAGAGUUCUGGACACUGAAGGAGAAAUCUUGAUUACAGUCACAAUCACAGCGGGAGAAAACACAGUUUCGCACCGUUCUGCUCCAGAGCAUUGGAGCUGGGUAGAAAAUGUUCAUUUUGGUUUUGUGAUUAUUGUAUUUUUCAUGUAUAUAGUGAUUAUAGCAGUUCAGUUUUUGCUUAUGUUUGCUGGAAUUAUCUGAUGUAAUUACACUUGCUGUUUUAUUAAGAAUAUAUUUGCUAUAAGUUGGAUUGCAACAUUGCUGUUCAUAGUAUUUAUCGUCUUUAAUUGAUUUUUCCAUACAUUUCUGUCAUCAUGGCAUUUAACUGUAAUGACUUUAAAUAUUAUAGAAACAUGAAUUUUCUGUAAAGUUGCUUUGCAACGAUUUAUAAAGUAAAAAGCGCUAUACAAACAAACUUGACUUCAUAAACGACUGAAAUGAGAUGAUUAUGUCAGAAGCUGAUUCAUUCAUUGGAGCUGGGUAGAAAAAUUUCUCUUUGGUUUUGUGACUUCUGUAUUUUUUGCAUAUAUAGUGAUUAUAGCAGUUCAGUUUUUGCUUAUAUUUGCUGGGAGGAUCUGAUGUAAUCACACUUGCUAUUUUAUUGUGUUUAUUAGGAAUAUAUUUGCUAGAAGUUGGAUUGCAACAUAUAAUAUUUGCUGUAUUCAUUGUCUGAUUAUGUCAUUAAUUUAUUUUUCCGUACAUUUCUAUCAUAAGUGAUAAGCUACUAC
This is a messenger RNA of Carassius auratus (goldfish), 1376 nucleotides long. RefSeq lists its product as uncharacterized. NCBI's taxonomy places the organism in Eukaryota, Metazoa, Chordata, Actinopteri, Cypriniformes, Cyprinidae. Bases 85 to 849 code for a protein of 254 amino acids. The transcript has 6 exons. The record is from RefSeq and is a predicted model, not a curated record.